This is a messenger RNA of Capsella rubella, 249 nucleotides long. RefSeq names its product defensin-like protein 147. NCBI's taxonomy places the organism in Eukaryota, Viridiplantae, Streptophyta, Magnoliopsida, Brassicales, Brassicaceae. The record is from RefSeq and is a predicted model, not a curated record. The transcript is spliced from 2 exons.
AUGAAAAAAAUCUUUCAACUCUCAUUUACCAUUCUUACUAUUUUCAUCAUUCUUGUGUUAGGAGUGAUGGGGAAUGUGGAGCAAAACCGAUGUAUUGAACUUCCAAUUAAAUCAAAAACUGGUUUGUGUGUUCUCAAAGAUUGUGAGUCUUUUUGUAAGAAGAAGGGUAAAGGAUUAGAGGAUUAAAGGUUUGCCAAAGACAAAGAGCGCAAACAUUGCUACUGUUGUGGUCCAUGGCCUCCUCGUUAA